CCGAUUCUAGCGGAACUUUCGCAGUCUGCGCAAGUCAACCAAUGACAAAAAAGAUUGUAUAAUCUGUUAGUUCUUCACCACUCAAAAAUUGAACAUUCCAAAGGCCGGUCUCCUCCUUCUCGGUGUUCUUUGUAUUCAAUCGCCGCACCACUAAAUAAACACAAAAAUGCUGUCUGCUGCUAGAUUGAUCGCCCCUGCAGCCAGGUCUGCUAUCUUCUGCAACACAGCUCUUGUGAGGCCACUUGCAGCAGUUCCCACACAGACACAAAUUGUGCCUGCUGUCCCCGCCCAAGUGUCAGCAGUGCGCAGCUUCCAGACCACAUCUGUCACAAAAGAUAUUGACUCUGCUGCCAAAUUUAUUGGUGCUGGUGCAGCAACAGUAGGAGUAGCUGGCUCCGGUGCGGGUAUCGGAACAGUGUUCGGUUCCCUUAUCAUUGGUUAUGCCAGGAACCCAUCCCUGAAGCAGCAGCUUUUCUCAUACGCCAUCUUGGGCUUUGCCCUGUCUGAGGCUAUGGGUCUCUUCUGUCUUAUGAUGGCGUUCUUGCUGCUCUUUGCUUUCUAAACAAGUUACUCUUAAGAACACUACUACUGCCAUCCUUAUGAGGUUUCUGUGAAUACAAUCUGGAGUGGACGUGGCAAGGAAUAGAAUGUGUGAAACCUCACCCUCAUAGUGGUGUAAGGACAUUUUUAUGUGUGAAUGUGUCACACCAGUGUGUCAUCAGGAAUGCAAUUUAUUUAAUUAUGUAGUAUAAAAAUCUGCAAAUAAAUCGUUGGACGUAAA
Molecule: messenger RNA, 781 nt
Organism: Pieris rapae (cabbage white)
Lineage: Eukaryota; Metazoa; Arthropoda; Insecta; Lepidoptera; Pieridae
Gene: ATPsynC
Product: ATP synthase lipid-binding protein, mitochondrial
Exons: 4
Coding region: 167-562 (131 amino acids)
Biological process (GO): proton motive force-driven ATP synthesis; proton transmembrane transport
Molecular function (GO): proton transmembrane transporter activity
Source: RefSeq, a predicted model, not a curated record